AUGGGAAAUGCUUGUACGUGUCAAGUUUCUAUUGGACGAAAAGUGUAUGAUGCUGAUGACUCUGAUUCAAAUAAUUCAAAUGAUUAUUUACCAUAUAGAUAUGGACAUUGUGGAGCCAAGGUUAUGUUAAGUGGAUCCUCUAAAUUUGUAUCGAUGUAUUCCCAAAAGGGUCAAAAAGAAGUGAAUCAAGAUGCAAUGACAGUUUGGGAGAACUUCACUGGAGAAAAAGACAUGAUAUUUUGUGGUGUGUUCGAUGGUCAUGGUCCUCAAGGGCACAAAUAUGCACAAACCAUAUGCAAUAAUCUUCCUUCAAAACUCUCCACAUCAAUCAAAAUGUCACAGCAAAUUAGUAAGAGCCAACUUGGGUUGGAUAUCAAUGGUGAUGAAAACCAAAAUAUGCCUUGUGUUUCGUGGGAGGGAAGCUUUUUGAAGUCUUUUAGUGAAAUGGAUAGAGAUCUUGCUCAGAACGUUUACAUUGGUAGCUUUAGUGGCGGUAGCACUGCUGUCACUAUAGUUAAACAGGAAAAUCAGUUGAUAAUUGGUAAUUUAGGAGAUUCUCGUGCAAUUCUUUGCACAAAAACAGAUGACAAUUUUCGAAUUCCUAUUCAACUUACCGUUGACCUAAAACCAAAUAUUCCAAGUGAAGCUUCAAGAAUAACUAAGUGUGGAGGCAGAAUAUUUCCAUCAAAAGAUGAUCCAAGUGGUAUAAAUAGAAUAUGGAUGGCUGAAGAAGAUUGUCCUGGCUUGGCUAUGACAAGAUCAUUUGGAGAUUUCUGCCUAAAAGAUUAUGGUCUCAUCUCAGUUCCUGAUGUAAUCUAUAGAAGAAUUAACAAACAAGAUGAAUUUGUGGUUUUGGCCUCUGAUGGAAUAUGGGAUGUGCUAACAAAUGAAGAAGUAAUUAACAUAAUUAGUUCAGCAAGAAAGAGGUCAGAAGCAGCAAAAACAUUAGUAAAGCAUGCCCUUCAAGCCUGGAAAGUCAAGUGUCCUAAUGCUGCAGUUGAUGAUUGUACAGCUAUAUGUUUGUUCCUGAAUAAUUAA
This is a messenger RNA of Arachis stenosperma, 1038 nucleotides long. Its product is annotated as probable protein phosphatase 2C 65. Lineage: Eukaryota; Viridiplantae; Streptophyta; Magnoliopsida; Fabales; Fabaceae. Gene Ontology annotation, molecular function: protein serine/threonine phosphatase activity. The record is from RefSeq and is a predicted model, not a curated record. Bases 1 to 1038 code for a protein of 345 amino acids. The transcript has 5 exons. Gene Ontology annotation, biological process: protein dephosphorylation.